This is a messenger RNA of Carassius gibelio (silver crucian carp), 8923 nucleotides long. Its product is annotated as basement membrane-specific heparan sulfate proteoglycan core protein. Bases 1 to 8292 code for a protein of 2763 amino acids. The transcript is spliced from 40 exons. The record is from RefSeq and is a predicted model, not a curated record. Gene Ontology annotation, biological process: cell surface receptor signaling pathway. Gene Ontology annotation, molecular function: transmembrane signaling receptor activity. NCBI's taxonomy places the organism in Eukaryota, Metazoa, Chordata, Actinopteri, Cypriniformes, Cyprinidae.
AUGGAAGUUCAUUAUAUGGAGAAAAAUCCUGUUGAAACCAGUGUGCAGCAGCAUCUAAACAACAUCACCAAAAGCAAUCAGCCCUACCUUCUCGCCCAGGGAUCCAUACAGAGCACCAUUCACUCCUACUUUAUUGUGUUUGACAAGCAUGCACUUCCAUGCAAGGCAACAGGUUCAGUUGGAGAUUUUGUCGAACUCUUUAAAGCCCAUUACGUCUGUGUAUUCACUGGAGAGAGAGUGAAUCUGACGUGUGUGAUUGAGUCUAAUCACAGUGACUGGAGAUAUGAGUGGAAUAAAAACAGAACUAAAGUGUCUCAGCCCUACAUUGUAAAAGAAAACACUCUCACUAUUGAAGGAUCUGAAUCAUCUGAUGAGGGUCAGUACACGUGUAGAGGACGGAGAGGUGGAAGACCAAAAUCAUCACAAUCAAGCUCUGCUGUUUCUCUCUCUGUGAAGGGUUUACCAACAUCUACUCUGACUGUGACUCCAGGCAAUACAGUAUUCACUGGAGAAGAAGUGAGACUGAAGUGUGUGAUUGAGUCUAACAGAGACUGGAGAUAUGAUUGGUAUAAAGACAGUGUAAAGUUACAGUCGUCUGAGCGUUACACUGUAAACACAGACACUCUCACUAUCAGAGCAGUAACUACAUCUGAUGAGGGUCAGUACACGUGUAGAGGACAGAGAAAUGGAAGACCAAACUCAUCACAAUCAAGCUCUGCUGUUUCUCUCUCAGUGAAGGGUUUACCAACAUCUACUCUGACUGUGACUCCAGGCAAUACAGUAUUCACUGGAGAAGAAGUGAGACUGACGUGUGUGAUUGAGUCUAACAGUGUCUGGAGACAGAGAAAUGGCCUGACAUAUGACCAGAGAUAUUACUGGACAUAUGACUGGACACCUGUCUGGAAAUAUGAGUGGUAUAAAGGCAGUGUAAAGUUACCGUCGUCUGAUCGUUACACUGUAAACACAGACACUCUCACUAUCAGAGCAGUAACUACAUCUGAUGAGGGUCAGUACACGUGUAGAGGACAGAGAAAUGGAAGACCAAACUCAUCACAAUCAAGCUCUGCUGUUUCUCUCUCAGUGAAGGAUUUACCAACAUCUACUCUGACUGUGACUCCAGGCAAUACAGUAUUCACUGGAGAAGAAGUGAGACUGACGUGUGUGAUUGAGUCUAACAGUGUCUGGAGACAGAGAAAUGGCCUGACAUAUGACCAGAGAUAUUACUGGACAUAUGACUGGACACCUGUCUGGAAAUAUGAGUGGUAUAAAGGCAGUGUAAAGUUACAGUCGUCUGAUCGUUACACUGUAAACACAGACACUCUCACUAUCAGAGCAGUAACUACAUCUGAUGAGGGUCAGUACACGUGUAGAGGACAGAGAAAUGGAAGACCAAACUCAUCACAAUCAAGCUCUGCUGUUUCUCUCUCAGUGAAGGCUUUACCCAGAUCUACUCUGACUGUGACUCCAGACAAUACAGUAUUCACUGGAGAGAGAGUGAGACUGACGUGUGUGAUUGAGUCUGAUCACAGAGACUGGAGAUAUGAGUGGAAUAAAGGCAGUGUAAAGUUACAGUCGUCUGAUCUUUACACUGUAAAGAGAAACACUCUCACUAUUGAAGGAUCUGAAUCAUCUGAUGAGGGUCAGUACACGUGUAGAGGACACAUAGAAGGAAGAUCAGUCUCAUCACAAUCAAGCUCUGUUUCUCUCUCAGUGAAGGCUUUACCCAGAUCUACUCUGACUGUGACUCCAGACAAUACAGUAUUCACUGGAGAGAGAGUGAAUCUGAAGUGUGUGAUUGAGUCUUACAGUGUCUGGAGACAGAGACAUAGCCUGACAGACCAGAGAUAUUACUGGACAUAUUACUGGACACCUGUCUGGAGAUAUGAGUGGAAUAAAGACAGAGUAAUGUUACAGUGGUCUGAUCGUUACACUGUAAACACAGACACUCUCACUAUCAGAGCAGUAACUACAUCUGAUGAGGGUCAGUACACGUGUAGAGGACAGAGAGAUGAAAGACCAAACUCAUCACAAUCAAGCUCUGUUUCUCUCUCUGUGACGGAUCUGAAGCCAAAGCCUGAACUCAGAUCAGAUCCUGCAGGAGCUGCACUGACAGGAAACACAGUGACUUUGACCUGUCGUGUGAAUCUGUCUCCUGGAUGGGACUUUUACUGGUACAAACACACACUGAACUCUGAGACAAAGACAGAAACAAACUCCUACAGAGUGAAGAUUGAUUCAGUGUCUGAUGGAGGUCAGUACUGGUGUAGAGCUGGAAGAGGAAUACCAGUCUACUACACACAAUACAGUGAUGCACUGUGGGUAAAUGUUACAGUGAGUCCUAAAGCUGUGGUGACGGUUCGACCGGAUGAACAAGUGUUCAGAAGAGAAACAGUCUCUCUCAGAUGUGAUAUAAAGUGGGGAGGAGACACUGAGUGGACGUACAGAUGGGAAACAGAGGGAACAAACUACCAAUAUAACUCAAUCUCAACACAAGAGCUGAACAUCAGCAGUGUUAAAUACAUUCACCGUGGUAAAUACACCUGUACAGGACUGAUGGGAACACAACGCUCUCAGCGCAGUGAUGCUGUUACACUGAAUGUAUCAGCUGAAGCUCAGGCAGCAGUGCGAGUGUCUCCACAGCCGUGGCUGACUGAAGGAGACUCAGUGACUCUGAUCUGUGAGGUUACAGUCUCCUCUACAGGCUGGACGUUCAGCUGGUUCAGAGAUGAUGAUCAUCUGUCCGACAGCAGCAGAGGAGCUGGAGGCUCUUACACUCUCAGUCCUGCUGCUCGACAGCACACAGGAGUUUAUACGUGCAGAGCAGAGAGAGGACGACCGGCCUAUAACACAAAGACCAGUAACACACAGCCCCUGUGGAUCACUGGUGUUUCUCCUUCAGUGUCUCUGGUGGUCCGUCCCAGCAGAAGUCAACACUUCUCAUCUGACUCUCUCUCUCUGAGCUGUGAGGAUCAGACGAACUCUUCUGGAUGGACAGUGAGAAGAUACACAGACAGAAACACAGAAGAUUGUUCAACACUAACCGGAUCUACAUGUCGACUCGUGUCUCUCAGCACAUCUGACUCUGGAGUUUACUGGUGUGAGUCUGAAUCUGGAGAGAAACACCAUCCUCUGAACAUCACUGUACACGAUGGUGAUGUGAUUCUGGAGAGUUCUGUUGAUCCUGUGAUUGAGGGACAGACUCUGACUCUACACUGUUUACAUCGAUCUACAAACUCCCCGAUCCUCAGAGCUGAUUUCUAUAAAGAUGGAUCACUCGUCCAGAAUCAGACGACAGGAGAGAUGAUCAUCACGACUGUCUCAGAGUCAGACGAGGGUUUCUACUACUGUAAAACAGAGAGAGGACAGUCACCGCACAGCUGGAUCUCAGUCAGAGUGCUGAUGUCCUUCAUCCACUCUGGACUCACUCAAGCUUUACCCAGAUCUACUCUGACUGUGACUCCAGACAAAACAGUAUUCACUGGAGAGAGAGUGAGACUGACGUGUGUGAUUGAGUCUAACAGAGACUGGAGACAGAGAAAUGGCCUGACAUAUGACUGGAGAUAUGAUUGGACAUAUUACUGGACACCUGACUGGAGAUAUGUGUGGUAUAAAGACAGUGUAAAGUUACAGUCGUCUGAUCGUCACACUGUAAACACAGACACUCUCACUAUCAGAGCAGUAACUACAUCUGAUGAGGGUCAGUACACGUGUAGAGGACACAUAGAAGGAAGAUCAGUCUCAUCACAAUCAAGCUCUGUUUCUCUCUCAGUGAAGGAUUUCCCCAGAUCUACUCUGACUGUGACUCCAGACAAUACAGUAUUCACUGGAGAGAGAGUGAUUCUGAAGUGUGUGAUUGAGUCUAACAGAGACUGGAGAUAUGAGUGGAAUAAAGACAGUGUAAAGUUACAGUCGUCUCAGCGUUACACUGUAGACAGAAACACUCUCACUAUUGAAGGAUCUGAAUCAUCUGAUGAGGGUCAGUACACGUGUAGAGGACACAUAGAAGGAAGAUCAGUCUCAUCACAAUCAAGCUCUGCUGUUUCUCUCUCAGUGAAGGCCUUCCCCAGAUCUACUCUGACUGUGACUCCAGACAAUACAGUAUUCACUGGAGAGAGAGUGAGACUGAAGUGUGUGAUUGAGUCUAACAGUGUCUGGAGAUAUGUGUGGUAUAAAGACAGUGUAAAGUUAGAGUCGUCUGAGCGUUACACUGUAAACACAGACACUCUCACUAUCAGAGCAGUAACUACAUCUGAUGAGGGUCAGUACACGUGUAGAGGACAGAGAGAUGAAAGACCAAACUCAUCACAAUCAAGCUCUGUUUCUCUCUCAGUGAAGGACUUACCCAAAACUGAACUGACUGUAGAUCCAAAGAGUCCUGUCUUCACUGGAGAGACGGUCAAUCUGAAGUGUGUGAUUGAGUCUAAUCAUACUGACUGGAGAUAUGAGUGGAAUAAAGACAGUGUAAAGUUACAGUCGUCUCAGCGUUACACUGUAAACACAGACACUCUCACUAUCAGAGCAGUAACUACAUCUGAUGAGGGUCAGUACACGUGUAGAGGACAGAGAGAUAAAAGACCAAACUCAUCACAAUCAAGCUCUGCUGUUUCUCUCUCUGUGAAGGAUUCACCCAGAUCUACUCUGACUGUGACUCCAGACAAUACAGUAUUCACUGGAGAGAGAGUGAUUCUGACGUGUGUGAUAACACCUUAUUACAAUAACUGGAGAUAUGAGUGGUGGAAAGGAAACUCAAACAUUCAACCGUCUCAGCGUUACACUGUAAAAGAAAACACUCUCACUAUUGAAGGAUCUGAAUCAUCUGAUGCGGGUCAGUACAAGUGUAGAGGACACACAACUGGAGGAUCAGUCUCAUCAGAAUCAAACUCUGUUUCUCUCUCAGUGAAGGACUUACCCAAACCCCAGCUGACUGUAGAUCCAGAGAGUCCUGUCUUCACUGGAGAGACGGUCAAUCUGAAGUGUGUGAUUGAGUCUUACAGUUACUGGACAUAUGAGUGGUGGAAAGACACAGACAGAGUAAAGUUACAGUCGUCUGAUCGUUACACUGUAAACACACACACACUCACUAUCAGUGGAGCUACUAAAUCUGAUGCGGGUCAGUUCUGGUGUAAAGGACAGAGACAUGGAAGUCCUUCAUCCUCACAGGAGAGCAACCGGAUUGAUCUCGCUGUAAAUGAUUUACCCAGAUCUACUCUGACUGUGACUCCAGACAAUACAGUAUUCACUGGAGAGAGAGUGAGACUGAAGUGUGUGAUUGAGUCUGAUCACAGUGACUGGAGAUAUGAGUGGAAUAAAGACAGUGUAAAGUUACAGUCGUCUCAGCGUCACACUGUAGACAGAAACACUCUCACUAUUGAAGGAUCUGAAUCAUCUGAUGAGGGUCAGUACACAUGUAGAGGAAAGAGAGAUGAAAGACCAAACUCAUCACAAUCAAGCUCUGCUGUUUCUCUCUCAGUGAAGGACUUACCCAAACCUGAACUGAGUGUGACUCCAGACAGAUCUGUAUUCACUGGAGAGACGGUCAAUCUGAAGUGUGUGAUUGAGUCUUACAGUUACUGGACAUAUGAGUGGUGGAAAGGCACAGACAGAGUAAAGUUGUCUUGGCGUUACACUGUAAACACACACACACUCACUAUCAGUGGAGCUACUAAAUCUGAUGCGGGUCAGUUCUGGUGUAAAGGACAGAGACAUGGAAGUCCUUCAUCCUCACAGGAGAGCAACCGGAUUGAUCUCGCUGUAAAUGAUUUCCCCAGAUCUACUCUGACUGUGACUCCAGACAAUACAGUAUUCACUGGAGAGAGAGUGAUUCUGAAGUGUGUGAUUGAGUCUGAUCACAGUGACUGGAGAUAUGAGUGGUAUAAAGACAGUGUAAAGUUACAGUCGUCUCAGCGUCACACUGUAGACAGAAACACUCUCACUAUUGAAGGAUCUGAAUCAUCUGAUGAGGGUCAGUACACGUGUAGAGGAAAGAGAGAUGAAAGACCAAAAUCAUCACAAUCAAGCUCUGCUGUUUCUCUCUCAGUGAAGGAUUCACCCAGAUCUGCUCUGACUGUGACUCCAGACAAUACAGUAUUCACUGGAGAGAGAGUGAUUCUGACGUGUGAGAUUGAGUCUUACAGUGUCUGGAGACAGAGAAAUUACCUGACACAUGACUGGAGAUAUGAGUGGUAUAAAGACAGAGUAAAGUUACAGUGGUCUGAUCGUUACACUGUAAACACAGACACUCUCACUAUCAGAGCAGUAACUACAUCUGAUGAGGGUCUGUACACGUGUAGAGGACAGAGAGAUACAAGACCAAACUCAUCACAAUCAAGCUCUGCUGUUUCUCUCUCUGUGAAGGAUCUGAAGCCAAAGCCUGAACUCAGAUCAGAUCCUGCAGGAGCUGCACUGACAGGAAACACAGUGACUUUGACCUGUCGUGUGAAUCUGUCUCCUGGAUGGGACUUUUACUGGUACAAACACACACAGUACUCUGAGACAAAGACAGAAACAAACUCCUACAGAGUGAAGAUUGAUUCAGUGUCUGAUGGAGGUCAGUACAGGUGUAGAGCUGGAAGAGGAAUACCAGUCUACUACACACAAUACAGUGAUGCACUGUGGGUAAAUGUUACAGUGAGUCCUAAAGCUGUGGUGACGGUUCGACCGGAUGAACGAGUGUUCAGAGGAGAAACAGUCUCUCUCAGAUGUGAUAUAAAGUGGAGAGGAGACACUGAGUGGACGUACAGAUGGGAAACAGAGGGAACAAACUACCAAUAUAACUCAAUCUCAACACAAGAGCUGAACAUCAGCAGUGUUAAAUACUCUUACCGUGGUAAAUACACCUGUACAGGACUGAUGGGAACACAACGCUCUCAGCGCAGUGAUGCUGUUACACUGAAUGUAUCAGCUGAAGCUCAGGCAGCAGUGCGAGUGUCUCCACAGCCGUGGCUGACUGAAGGAGACUCAGUGACUCUGAUCUGUGAGGUUACAGGCUCCUCUACAGGCUGGACGUUCAGCUGGUUCAGAGAUGAUCAUAACCUGUCUGACAGCAGCAGAGGAGCUGGAGGCUCUUACACUCUCAGUCCUGCUGCUCGACAGCACACAGGAGUUUAUACGUGCAGAGCAGAGAGAGGACGACCGGCCUAUUACACAAAGACCAGUAACACACAGCCCCUGUGGAUCACUGGUGUUUCUCCUUCAGUGUCUCUGGUGGUCCGUCCCAGCAGAAGUCAACACUUCUCAUCUGACUCUCUCUCUCUGAGCUGUGAGGAUCAGAGGAACUCUUCUGGAUGGACAGUGAGAAGAUACACAGACAGAAACACAGAAGAUUGUUCAACACUAACAGGAUCUACAUGUCGACUCGUGUCUCUCAGCACAUCUGACUCUGGAGUUUACUGGUGUCAGUCUGAAUCUGGAGAGAAACGCCAUCCUCUGAACAUCACUGUACACUAUGGCGAUGUGAUUCUGGAGAGUUCUGUUGAUCCUGUGAUCGAGGGACAUACUCUGACUCUACACUGUUUACAUCGAUCUACAAACUCCCCGAUCCUCAGAGCUGAUUUCUAUAAAGACGGAUCACUCGUCCAGAAUCAGACGACAGAGAUGAUCAUCACGACUGUCUCAGAGUCAGACGAGGGUUUCUACUACUGUAAAACAGAGAGAGGACAGUCACCUCACAGCUGGAUCUCAGUCAGAGUCUCAGCAGCUUCAUCUUCUCUUCUGGUCACUGGUGUGGUUGUGGGAUCGAGUGUUUGUCUGUUGUUCUUCCUCUCACUGCUGCUGAUGUGGAGAUACAAGAAGAACAAAGAUCAGCAGCGUAACAUUAACCAGACAUCAGUCCCAAAUCAAUCUGCUCAAUCUCACCUGGAGAACUCUCCUCUACAGUCUGCAGAUUCUGAUCACAUUUAUAACAACGAGACUGAAGUGAAUAAGAGAGACAAAGAUGAUUCAGAUCCCUUGACAGAUGUCACAUAUUCAGAGGUCACUGUUAAGAAAAAGAUGGACAAAGCUAAAGCAGAGUCAAAUAAUGUGACGUACUCAGAAGUCGGAAAAAGAGGAAAGAAAUGCGAAAGUAAAGAUAUUAAUCCUGCAGGAGCCAGUGAUUUGACUUACGCACAGAUCAAUAUACAGGACAAGAAGAAAACCAAAGGCAAAGGGAAGAGCAGUGAGUCUGGAGACACUUUGUACUCUGAACUGAAGCAGAACACGGAUAGAGAUGCUGAUACUGGAGUUGGUGACAAAACUUCUGCUCUAGCUUUUUGGAAAAAGGGUCAGAAGAAGAUUAAUAAAACAUGUCCCUGAGUUCAGAGAAGACACCAGACGACUAAAAGAGAUUCACAGCAGCAGACACAGUAACGCUUGCAUUGCUUCAGAAAUGAUAAUGAGUGAACUGAUUAUGAACAUGCUUGACUGAAAUACUUUACAGAUAUUAUCAUAUUAUCUGUACACGGAUCUAUCUGUAAUACAUAUUCAAUCAUUUUCCAUUGCUUUAAGUGAAACUGCUCUUCAAGUUAUUACAUUAUUAGAUGAUUCGUCUGAUGCUGUACAGUAAUUAAACAGUAAUCGUGCACUUGUCUGAUAGUUAAAUAUAACAUGUUCUGUCUUAUUAAAUAAUGCCUGUGUUUUUGCCAAGACUGUGUGACUAGCGUGAUUUCUCUUGCAUAUACAGUAUAUUCAUAAAUACUGCUUUUUACAUUAAAGGGGGGGUGAAAUGCUAUUUCAUGCAUGAUUUGCACAUCGUUUAUUUCUUAAGGAUAAUGCAGUCCCAACGAAAAAGGGUCACGAUCGUGUGUUGGAACCGCAGGCGGUGAGUAAAACUGCUUCAAAUAUCUCUGUGUUAUUAACUUAGCUAUCGGCGUGUAAGCACAUCAAGUAAACAGCAUGCGAUGUUGUCAUCAAACUGCACUUUCCACAUGUACAGCUUAAAAAAAAA